Molecule: messenger RNA, 504 nt
Organism: Botrytis byssoidea
Lineage: Eukaryota; Fungi; Ascomycota; Leotiomycetes; Helotiales; Sclerotiniaceae
Exons: 1
Coding region: 1-504 (167 amino acids)
Source: RefSeq, a predicted model, not a curated record
AUGGAAUCAGCCUCGACAAAUCAACAUGAUGUUCCCAUUCAAAUAUCAAUCUCGGAUAUUACUACAAUCGAGCGCGAGACACAAGAUUCACCAAUCAUCAAGUUGAAAGUUACCUUGAGUAACCCAUCAGAUGAAGCUAUCUCCUUUCUCAGAUGGUCUACUCCUUUUGACCUACGAGCUGUUCCUAUGGGAAUUUUUGAAUUCAAAUCAUUGACCACUGGAGAUUUGGCUCCAUGUUUGGGAUUGAAACUUAAUCGAAAGAUGCCACGAGAAGGUGUAUUUUCGGAUGAUGAUAUAAUUACUAUCGCUGCUGGAGCUAAAGAAACAAAGGAGAUUGAGAUAAAAGCUCCGGAAGUUGUAUUGAAGAGUGGAGAGAAGUAUGUGGUGAAAUCGAAGGGUUAUUGGAUGCAUGUUUUGGUUGGGGAUAGGGAAGAAGCAAAGAAGACAGAAGCCAAUGUUUUGAGAGAGGAUUAUGAAAGUGAAGGGGUGGAAUUUGAAGUAUAA